This is a messenger RNA of Xiphias gladius (swordfish), 1627 nucleotides long. RefSeq names its product potassium-transporting ATPase subunit beta-like. The record is from RefSeq and is a predicted model, not a curated record. Gene Ontology annotation, cellular component: sodium:potassium-exchanging ATPase complex. Gene Ontology annotation, molecular function: ATPase activator activity. The coding region runs from base 235 to 1224 and encodes 329 amino acids. NCBI's taxonomy places the organism in Eukaryota, Metazoa, Chordata, Actinopteri, Istiophoriformes, Xiphiidae. The transcript is spliced from 6 exons. Gene Ontology annotation, biological process: intracellular sodium ion homeostasis; intracellular potassium ion homeostasis; potassium ion import across plasma membrane.
AAAUCCAGGGAGUGACUUUUAGCUUUUACCGGGAGAGAGAAUGAAACAGGGGACAAGACAUACAGCACACACCUAAAAGGGCCUCAAAAUCUUUGGGGAGGGACAGGAGAGAGGAUAAAACAGAUAUUACUGUUUGAAUCUUGAUUGAGGGAAGGAAGAAGAGAAGUAAAAGGUAGAGCUGAGUAAAGGAAAGAAAAGGUCUGCUGUGGAUCCUGGUCAGCACAGAGCUUCAUCAUGGCCACCUUGAAGGAGAAGAGGACCUGUGGGCAGCGAUGUGAAGACUUUGGCCGUUUUGUCUGGAACUCCGACAAUGGGACGCUUAUGGGAAGAACACCAGAGAAAUGGGUGUACAUCAGUCUGUAUUAUGUGGCCUUCUACGUGGUGAUGACGAGCCUCUUUUCUUUGGCCAUCUAUGUGCUCAUGUACACCUUGGAUCCGUACGCCCCUGACUACCAAGACCGGCUAAAAUCUCCGGGGGUGAUGGUCUGGCCGGACACUUACGGAGAGGAGGUUGUUGAAAUCAGCUACAACACAUCAGACAAGGCCAGCUGGAUGGAGAUGUCCAACAUCCUUCAUAAGUUCCUGAGGCCCUACAACGACACCAAGCAGCUUGAAUGUAACAACUAUAACUGCACUAAGGGAAAGUAUUUCAUCCAGAAAACCUUCUCUGCCCCUCACCAAACAAAGUGGGCAUGUCCCUUCAAGCAAAGCAUGCUGGGAGCCUGCUCAGGUCUUGAGGAUCCGACCUUUGGCUACAACAGCAGCACGCCUUGUGUCGUCAUCAAGAUGAACAGGAUCAUUGACUUUUUGCCUUCUAAUAAGACUGAACUUCCUCCAUAUGUCAACUGCACCAUACUGGAGGGACACGACAAUGUGGCCAAAACUGAGUAUUUCCCUGACAGGGGAAUUAUGGAUCUCUCUUAUUUCCCUUAUUAUGGAAAACUGGCACAGGUAAGCAAGAAAAUCCCACGACCACUGAGCACGAGUCUGUAUCGAGAGAAGCUUACGUCGUUAACAGAAGUUCUCUGGAUGAUCAACGGGGCAAAGCAGCUAAUGGCCCCACACUUGAUUUGUAGCACUUGGUUUGUUGUAACAAAUCCAUGGUCAAAUGGUAAAGGCCUUAAGGCGGCUCCUGUAUUAUUACCUGUGCCCUGUGUCAAAAAGGCUGGAUUACAAACUGGGCAAAGUGGGCCACUGCAGUGGGAUCCCAGAACCUCCAUUUAAAAAAGGGUUUUCCCAAAUUUUAUCUAAUCUUUUGUGUGAUCUUGAGGCUCUGUGUCAAGAUCUAGUUUUAAUACGCUAUCAUUCCAGUUGAUACAGGGCUCGAAUGGUACAUAUUCUUAAAUAAAUUUGCAUUUAAGUAACUUAUAACCAAACUGAGUUAAAGAACAUGGGGCAUAAAUCCGACCCUUGUUGCAUAUUCUUAAAUAAAUUUCCCAAAUUGUCAAACUGUUCCUUUAAGUUUUAUCAAUAUGUUAUCCUAGGGAAAAAAAAAAUCAAACACAUAACAGUAACCAACAGUCUGCAUUGUCUUCUGACUCCUUUUCCUCAGCCUACCUAUGUCAACCCCUUGGUGGCUGUUCAGUUCAGCCUGGUCGGAGAGAAGCACGCCAAGAUCCAGUGCAGA